This is a messenger RNA of Branchiostoma floridae (Florida lancelet), 1195 nucleotides long. Its product is annotated as alpha-1,6-mannosyl-glycoprotein 4-beta-N-acetylglucosaminyltransferase-like. NCBI's taxonomy places the organism in Eukaryota, Metazoa, Chordata, Leptocardii, Amphioxiformes, Branchiostomatidae. The record is from RefSeq and is a predicted model, not a curated record. Bases 26 to 1096 code for a protein of 356 amino acids. Gene Ontology annotation, biological process: protein N-linked glycosylation. The transcript has 3 exons. Gene Ontology annotation, molecular function: acetylglucosaminyltransferase activity.
GAGUGCAUCUGGUGUCCUCUCAUACAUGUCCCAUCCAGGUAACAGACUCCCGAGCGAGGCGCUGCGAAGCGACUAUGAGAGCGCUAGCGAGGUCCAGCCUCGUGAACUCCAGAGAGAAAUGCUGAUAGAGCCUGUCGGCAUCGUGCAUGUGAACGAGACGCUCCACAGGCGUGAAGCCGGAAUGGAACGGUCCACAAAACAGGUGGAGAACACAAGUACUACGACCACACACCCUCUAUCCACUUCUGGCAGACCGACUCAUGCCGUCACCGACUCAGUUCUCAUAGCGGGUCGUCCACGCCAAAACAAAGCAUUUCUGACCAUAGGAAUCCCCACCGUCAAGCGGGACCAAGACGCGACGUAUCUGUUCGCUACUCUUGACUCGCUGAUAGAGCACACGGACGCGGAACAACACACUCAGAUCGUCAUCGUGGUGUUCCUAGCAGACUUCGAUACCCUGUACAACCGAAAUUUCUCCUCGGAAAUUUCUCGCAAGUAUUCGCAGCACCUCGAAAGCGGGUUCAUGCGAGUCAUCCAGGCUCCACGGACGUUUUACCCAACGUUAGAAGGGUUGAAAGUCAAGUUCAACGACAGCAAAGAACGCGUGCGAUGGCGAUCCAAACAGUGCGUCGACUUCGCCUUCCUGUUCCAGUACUGCCAGAACCUGUCCCAAUAUUACAUGCAGCUGGAAGACGACGUCGUUUCCGCCGAAAACUUCUUCUCGGGAAUACAGAGAUACUUGAACAGAAUGAAGUAUGAACACUGGACCAUGCUGGAGUUUUCUGAACUGGGGUUCAUCGGGAAGCUGUUCAGAUCCUCCGAUCUCCAGCUCCUGGCUGACUUUUUCCUGUUGUUCUACCAGGAGCUGCCUGCGGAUCUGCUGCUGCGCGCGUUCGUUCGCAUCACGCAGCCGUACGAGUGGAGAUUCCUGCACCGCCCGUCUCUGUUCCAGCACGUCGGAGUACACUCCUCUCUGGAUGGGAAAAUCCAGACCCUGCGGGACAGGGCUUUCGGUAAACCGAUCGCAGAUGGGAAAAAGGGCAAGGACCUUCUUGAAUGGAAAAAGAAAAUAGUUGAGCGCAUGCGUCAGGUUUAAGGACAAACGAAGUCCAUGCGGUGACUUCGGCAGCUCGAGAAUGACGUCAUCAGCCCGCGGGCAAAAAAUUGUAGUAAACUUUUAUCGGUUUCAAUGAAU